AUGGUUCUCUUCGUGCUCCCACUUGUACUGCUGGCAGCCCUCGUACUCUACUAUACCCGCAAGACCUCCCAACGACCACCGAAUGGCGCCAUCGCCGCACCUGGCCCUAAAGGCCUCCCAGUCGUUGGAAAUGCACAUCAGCUGUCCUCGCAGCCGCACCGCCAGAUCGUCAAAUGGGCGCAGGAAUUCGGCGAAGUGUACAAGAUCCGCCUCGGAUGGAACGACUGGUACAUGCUGUGUUCGCCGGACGCUGUUAAAGAAGUCCUAGAUCGCCAGAGUGCGCAUACGAGCUCGCGGGCACCGAGCCCUGUCGCGAGCGAUGCGUUGAGCGGCGGGAUGCGGUUUUUGUUCAUGCCGUAUGGACCUGAGUGGAGGAAGUUAAGGAACAUUAGUCAUAGGUUGUUGACGCCGAAUGUAAGCGCGACGUUUAAACCAAGUCAGGAGUGGGAGGGUAAGAUGUUGCUUGAGGAAGUUCUGAAGGGGGCAGAGGGAGAGAAGCUUGGGAAUGAGAAGAGCUAUAUGGCGGUCAGGAGGUAUACGGUCAGUGUUAUUAUGACAAGUACGUAUGGAAGGAGGAUUCCGGAAUGGGAAUGCGAUGAGGUGAGGGAGAUCUAUGGCAUUAUGAACGAUUUUUCGACGGUUGCAGCGCCAGGCGCUUUUCUGGCUGAUACGCUGCCCGUUUUGGGAUUGCUGCCCGUGUCCUUGCAGUGGUGGCGCAAGGGGCUUAAGCCGCUAUUCGAGAGACAGGCAAAUCUCUGGAUGAAGCUUUGGGGUGGGUUGAAGACGCAAAUGGAAACUGGCCAGGCGCCAGAGUGUUUCGUUAAGCAGGUCAUUGAGAGCGGUUAUGAGAAGCAAGGUGUCAGCGAACUCCAAGCUGCGUUUCUCGCCGGAUCUUUGAUCGAAGCUGGAUCAGAGACAACGUCUGCUGGCAUCAACACCGCGAUCCUGUACCUCGCCGCCAACCCCGCAGUCCGACGAAAGGCAUACGAGGAGUUAUCGCGAGUCGUAGGACCAUCACGCUCCCCAACCUUCUCCGACGAACCCAACCUCCCCUACAUUCGCGCCAUCGUCAAAGAAACAAUGCGCAUCCGGCCUGUAACUAAUAUUGGAACCCCUCAUUUUACCACCGCUCCAAUCAUCUACAAGAACAUCCACAUUCCCGCCAACAGCGUCGUCGCAAUCCAGCAAUACGCAAUCCACUACGACCCAUCGCUCUUCCCCGACCCCGAAUCCUUCAAGCCGGAGCGCUACCUGUCGUUUCCCGAAAAGGCAGGUUUCUAUGCCGCCGGCGGCGCAGACAAACGGGAUCAUUGGUCUUUUGGCGCUGGCAGACGGAUUUGCAGUGGGUUGCAUUUGGCUGAAAAUAGUAUGUUUGUAGUGCUAGCGAAAGUGCUUUGGGCGUUUGAUGUCUUACCGCCGUUAGAUGCGAGUGGGGGGGAGGAAGAGAUGGAUGUGAGUGAUGAGGCGUUUAUGCCAGGCGGGAAUACAGUGCCUAAGCCGUAUAGGGCGAGGUUUGUCGUUAGGAGUGAGGAGGUGAGGAAGACUAUUGAGAGAGAGGCGGAGGAAGCGAGGAGGGUAGGGUAUGUUUUGAGGGGCGUGCAGGUUAUGGAUGAGGGAGGAGAUUGAGCUGGCAUGAGUGGUGGGUAUGUAAAACCCUCAAGCAGUACAGCAU
Lindgomyces ingoldianus is the source of this 1672-nucleotide messenger RNA. Its product is annotated as cytochrome P450. Bases 1 to 1626 code for a protein of 541 amino acids. Gene Ontology annotation, molecular function: monooxygenase activity; iron ion binding; oxidoreductase activity, acting on paired donors, with incorporation or reduction of molecular oxygen. The record is from RefSeq and is a predicted model, not a curated record. The transcript has a single exon. Lineage: Eukaryota; Fungi; Ascomycota; Dothideomycetes; Pleosporales; Lindgomycetaceae.